Molecule: messenger RNA, 1065 nt
Organism: Impatiens glandulifera
Lineage: Eukaryota; Viridiplantae; Streptophyta; Magnoliopsida; Ericales; Balsaminaceae
Product: L-lactate dehydrogenase B-like
Exons: 3
Coding region: 12-1064 (350 amino acids)
Biological process (GO): carboxylic acid metabolic process
Cellular component (GO): cytoplasm
Molecular function (GO): L-lactate dehydrogenase (NAD+) activity
Source: RefSeq, a predicted model, not a curated record
UAAUCACAACAAUGCAUAAAUCUUCUUCUUCAUCAUCCUUGGGUCCAGGAGGACUAGACAUAACUAGCUCCUUCUUCCGCCCCAUUCAGCAGACCGCUCCUCCGUCCCCCACCAAACGCAACACCAAAAUCUCCGUCAUUGGUGCCGGAAAUGUCGGCAUGGCCAUCGCCCAAACCAUUCUCACCCAGGACUUAACCGAUGUGCUAGCACUAGUGGACACCAAUGCAAACAAGCUUCAAGGAGAGAUGCUUGACCUCCAGCACGCGGCUGCCUUCUUACCACGCGUGAAAAUACUCUCCGACACUAAUUACUCUGUCACCUCCGGAUCAGAUCUUUGUAUUGUAACGGCUGGAGCAAGGCAGAACCCGGGGGAGACUCGCCUGAAUCUCAUGAAGAGAAACGUGGCUCUCUUCACCAACAUUAUUCCACCGCUGGCAAAACACUCUCCCAACUCGAUCCUGCUCAUUGUGUCCAACCCUGUUGAUCCGCUCACUUAUGUAGCUUGGAAGCUUUCCGGGUUCCCCUCGAAUAGGGUCAUUGGGUCGGGAACAAACCUGGAUUCCUCAAGGUUCAGGUUCCUACUAGCAGAUCAUCUUGAUGUUAAUGCUCAGGAUGUGCAGGCAUUUAUUGUGGGCGAACAUGGAGACAGCUCAGUGGCAUUAUGGUCGAGCAUAAGUGUGGGCGGUGUUCCAGUUCUUAACUUCUUGAAGAGACAACAAAUAGCGUACGAAAAAGAAACACUGGAGAACAUUCACAAAGAAGUCAUACAAAGUGCGUACGAGGUUAUCAACCUCAAGGGAUACACAUCAUGGGCAAUUGGCUACUCGGUGGCUAACCUUGCUAGGACCAUUCUUCGAGACCAACGCCGUAUCCAUCCAGUCUCUGUUCUUGCCAAGGGAUUCUACGGCAUUUCUGAUGGAGAAGUGUUCUUGAGCCUGCCAGCUCAGCUCGGUCGCAGCGGCGUUUUGGGUGUCACUAAUGUUCAUCUCACGGAUGAUGAGGGGCGUCGCCUUAGGGAAUCCGCCGCCGCCAUAAUGGAGGUUCAGACUCAGCUUGGUCUUUGAA